UGGUAGUGUUUCGAUAUGUCAGUGUUGUGUUUAUCAAUUGCACAGCAAAUAUACAAUAAAAUUGAAUUACUUUAUUAAGUCCAAUUGAAAUUAAUAAAUUAUGUCAGAUGACGAGCUAACACCACCACCUCCACCAUCCAUCCGAGGGGCCAACAUAGUUGCCUCAGAGGGUGACUGGACCUGCAGUGAUUGCGAGAACGUCAACUUCGCCAGGAGGAACGCCUGCAACAGGUGCAGUAGACCGAGAACCCCAAUUUUCCAAAGGAAAAAGAAGCUCGGUCAGGAGAUAGGUAAACAGGCAGCAGAGAAGAGCAGAGGCCUGUUCAGUGCUGACGACUGGCAGUGUAAUAAAUGCGGUAACGUUAACUGGGCCAGAAGACAGCAAUGCAACGUCUGCAAUGCACCAAAAUUUGGUGAAGUCGAGGAGAGGACAGGAUUUGGUGGAGGUUACAAUGACAGAGGUGUUGUGGAGUACAAAGAUAGGCAGGAAUCAGAUGAUGAGUAUGACGAGUUCGGAAGGCGGAAAAAGAAGAGGGGUGAGGUUGGGUACAGGAGUCCAAGGGAGGAGGUGGAAGAGGAUGUAGUAGAGAAAGUCAAAGCGGAGGAGGAAGAAGAUGAUGAUGAAGAGGAGGACGAUGAUGGGGAUUUAUCCAAGUAUGAUUUGAGUGAUUGGGGAGAUUCUGCACCUAGCAGCCGGAAAUCUAAGUCAAGAUCUAGAUCCAGAUCACCAUUGGGGAGAAACUGAUCAAUGGCAAAAGCACAGAAAAGAAACAACUUACAAAUCUUUUGUACAUAAGCUUCCACUGGUUUUUAAACAUUUCAUUGUUUAUUUUUCAUAUUAUUUUCUGUACGUUAUUUUGUAAGCUUACAUUUGUACUUAGCAAUUGUAAAUGAACCAAAUAUUUGCUAACGAAAAGUUUUUCUAAUGAGACAGAGACAUAUCGAAUAUAUUUAUAUACAAAUAUAUUGUGGAUUUGAGUGAAUAGUCCGAGAUUGGAUUGAUCGCAACCGAUUUCACCGUAAAUAAUAGUUAUGUUUAGAUAUUUUUUAAUGAACGAGAAGCGGAUUCAGAAUACGCAUGGAACACCAU
Molecule: messenger RNA, 1090 nt
Organism: Nicrophorus vespilloides
Lineage: Eukaryota; Metazoa; Arthropoda; Insecta; Coleoptera; Silphidae
Product: zinc finger Ran-binding domain-containing protein 2
Exons: 2
Coding region: 101-745 (214 amino acids)
Biological process (GO): RNA processing
Molecular function (GO): lipopolysaccharide binding; RNA binding
Source: RefSeq, a predicted model, not a curated record